Salvelinus namaycush (lake trout) is the source of this 2108-nucleotide messenger RNA. RefSeq names its product SPRY domain-containing SOCS box protein 1. Gene Ontology annotation, cellular component: SCF ubiquitin ligase complex. Lineage: Eukaryota; Metazoa; Chordata; Actinopteri; Salmoniformes; Salmonidae. The record is from RefSeq and is a predicted model, not a curated record. The coding region runs from base 342 to 1163 and encodes 273 amino acids. Gene Ontology annotation, molecular function: protein binding. The transcript has 3 exons. Gene Ontology annotation, biological process: proteasome-mediated ubiquitin-dependent protein catabolic process.
UGGGAAAGGGGUGCGAGGACUGGAGAGGAUAAAACGAACAGCAAUGGUGUAGUUUAGGAGUUUUGUUUCAAUCGCAAAACGUCGCUUUUCAAAUCCUCUGCAGGUUCUAUUGGUUGACAAAAAAAAAAAAAAAGUUACCAAGCAAAGGUGGGAUUGAACCAGCAGCUGGCCUGAACCUGUUAACUGGCAACCAGUAGCAGGGGCACCAAUCCACCCUCCUGAUUGGCUGUGGAGAGGGGGAAACUAACAAUCAACUGAUUUGAUUUGUUCCCCCCUUUAUAUUAGUAUUUUUUUUAGGAGGGGGAGGAGCAGGAGGACUUGGGCUCACUUCCCAGACGGGCAUGGGGCAGAGUGUCCCUGGAGGCAUAAAGACUAUUGACAUGAGGGACCCGGCGUUCAGGCCUCUGAAGCUGGAGUUGGCAGCUUUGGACCACGCCAAACCCUCCAGGCUGGAUCUGCUGCUGGACAUGCCCCCUGCUGGACAGGAUGUCCAAAUGCAGCACUCGUGGAACAACAAUGACCGAUCCCUAAACAUCUUCGUCAAGGACGACAACAAACUGGUCUUCCAUCGGCACCCCGUGGCUCAGAGCACAGAUGCCAUCCGGGCCUGUAUCGGCUACACCCGGGGGCUCCACGUCUGGGAGAUCAGCUGGGCCAUGAGACAGCGGGGAACGCACGCCAUCGUCGGCGUGGCGACAGGAGACGCGCCGUUACAUUCUGUAGGCUACAUGACCCUGGUGGGUAAUAACCACGAGUCCUGGGGCUGGGACCUGGGACGAAAUAAACUGUACCACGAUGGGAAGAACCAGCCCAGUAAGGCAUACCCUUCGUUCCUGGAGCCGGAUGAGACGUUUCUAGUCCCCGAUUCAUUCCUGGUAGUGUUGGACAUGGACGAGGGCACUCUGAGUUAUAUAGUGGACGGACAGUACCUUGGGGUGGCUUUCAGAGGACUCAAAGGGAGGAAGCUGUACCCUGUCGUCAGUGCUGUGUGGGGGCACUGUGAAAUACGAAUCCGGUACAUCAAUGGACUCGAUCCUGAGCCUCUCCCUCUGCUGGAGCUGUGUCGGCGCUCUGUGAGGGUAGCUCUGGGCAGAGAACGACUGAGUGAGAUCCAUGGUCUGCCUCUACCGGCCUCUCUCAAGAAUUACCUGCUCUACCAAUGACCCCGGGACCCGAAGCACAACAUAGAACACGCCUCCGAUCCGUCGGCUGCCGCUGCCGGCCUCAAUCAAGAGCUACCAAGGGGCUGCCCUGUGCCCUCUCACAAUCUACACUGAGCGUCACUGUCAGCCUCUGUCCAUAGGGCUGUCCCUAAUCAACUACUACCAAUUACAACUCAAGGGACUGUCCUGUCCCCUCACUAGGGACUGCCAUGUCCCUUUACAACCCUCAUCUUGUACACUGAGCACAGGCUCAGAACCACAGCCCCCCCCUUACCGGCCUCGAUCAAGAACUACCAAUGACCACGGGACUGUCUUGGACUCUCUCUCAUCUCUCUCUCCCCUGACUGCCCCGUCUCUACCCUCCAAUACAUACACAGAGCAGGCCUCACCCUGACUGCCCUGUCUGUACCCUCCAAUACAUACACAGAGCAGGCCUCACCCUGACUGCCCCGUCUCUACCCUCCAAUACAUACACAGAGCACGCUUCACCCUCGCUCAGCGUCUUUGGGAUUGUUCCCACUGAGGGUAAACUAACCAGUUCAACAACCCAACAUAACUCCAGCGUCUGUUUCAGCUUCAUGACUAAUCCUCCCAACCCAGCCCUCAGGGCUCAUUUGUACUAAUCACAUGACACCACAGAGGUGAGAAACCCGUUGUGUGAUGCUUGACGUGUUCAGGAAGCUAUAGAGACAGUGGUUGGUGUUGGGUCAGGUCUUUUUUAGUUUUAAAUAAUCGGCGCAUACAAUGAACACUCGCCAAAUGCGGCAAGAUUGAGUUAUUGUCGGGUGGUCAAUUUGCAGGGCUCUACAGUGGCCGUGUUAAAUUCACCAAUUAAAAAAUAGUCAAGUAUGCACAUGUUAGAAGAAUCCUGCAAUAGCUGUUUUCAAAGUAUUUCUGUUUUGUUUCGUAGCUGCUAAUUGUGCUAAUAAAUACUAAUCCUAUAUC